UGUUGGUCCUACCUUCCGUGUGUGAACUACCAUACUCGAAACGAAACAAUCGUUGCAUUUCUUCCGAGUCUUCCUUUGCUCGUCCACUCCGCUUUCUUGCUAUAUUUUCUCCACUAUACUGACUAUAUCUUUUCUGGCAAUAAUCACGAUCAAAGUGCAGGAUUCUCAAAGAUUGAAAUAUAUAUAUAUAUAUAUUUAUUGAAGCCGUCUAGGGGAGGAUUUGACCUGAAGAAGGCAAAAUUUUUCUUGUAUUUUGAAGAAAUAUCUUUUACUGCUCAACGAUAUUCUUGUGCAGAAGCACAAUAAAAGAUGGUGGAUGCUGUGGUUUCAGUGUUCUUGGAGAAGCUUCUUAAUGCUUUCCAGGAGGAGAGCCAAUAUCUGAGCAAGUUUAGAGAGCAAUUUGGAAGAUUGAAGAAUGAGCUGCUACUCAUGGAAAGCUUCCUAAAAGAUGCGGAUAGGCUCAAGAGGAAAAACCAGAUUCUUCGAAGGAUAAUGAUGUGUUUACGUGAUCUUAUAUAUGAAGCUGAAGAUAUACUGAUAGAUUGCCAGGCUAUACCAGUUCGCGCAAAUGGGGCUUCAAAGUUCGCUAGUCGUUUCUGUCCCUCAAAACUUCCACUUCAAUACCGAACGGGGAAGCGUCUAUGUGAGAUUAAUGAGAAAAUCAGAGACAUAAAACAAAAUAUUUCAUCCUAUCUGGGGGUGCCGCUUUUGAGUGAAACCCGUAGCAUGGAGACUCAUGACCAUCUCAUGUCCAGAUGGAGCUCACCAGUGUAUGAUCACUCCCAGGUUGUUGGUUUAAAGGAUGAUACUGAGAAGAUGAAGAAUUGGAUAUUGCAGUCAAAUGAUGGCAUCGUUUCCAUUGGAAUUGUUGGAAUGGGAGGAGUGGGGAAGACUACCAUUGCUCAAGAAGUCUUCAAUGACAGAGAGAUAGAGGACAGGUUUGAAAGAAGAAUCUGGGUCUCUGUUUCUCAAACUUUUACUGAGGAGCAGAUCAUGAGAAGCAUAUUGAGGAGCUUAGGGGAUGCAUGUGUGGGCGACAAUGAAAGUGAAUUAUUGACGAAGAUAAAGCAGUAUCUCUCAGGAAAGAGAUAUUUGAUUGUGAUGGAUGACGUCUGGAGUUUGGAUAAUACUUGGUGGCUUAGAAUAUAUGGCGGGUUGCCUCAAGGAAAUGGAAACUGUGUAAUUAUUACUACAAGAAUUGAGAUAGUUGCUCGGAAGAUGGGAGUGAGGGAAUCAAGGACUCAUUGGCCCAAAUGCCUCAAUGAGGACUAUAGUUGGUUACUGUUUCGUAAGAUAGCAUUUGCCGCAACUGGGGGUGAGUGUCGUCACUCUGAGUUAGAGGAUGUUGGGAAGGAGAUUGUUGAGAAGUGCAAAGGGCUUCCAUUAGCUAUUAAAGCAGUGGGAGGAGUGAUGCUGUGCAAACCACCUCAUUAUCAUGAAUGGAGACGAAUCUCAGAUCAUUUUCGUGAAGAAUUAGCUGAAAAUGAUAACUCUGUGAUGGCAUCACUGCAAUUGAGCUAUGAUGAACUCCCACCCUACUUGAAGUCAUGUUUCCUCUGCUUCUCAAUCUUUCCAGAGGAUUGUGUCAUCGAUAAAGAUCAAUUGGUUCAUUGGUGGAUUGGUGAGAGUUUCAUGCCUGUGAGAAACCAUAGAUUAUCAACUGAAGUUGGAGAAGACUGUUUCUCGGAGUUGACAAAUCGAUGUUUGAUAGAGGUGGUUGACAAGGCUUAUAAUGGUCGGAUCCAGACUUGCAAAAUACAUGACAUGGUUCGUGACUUGGUGAUUAGAAUUGCUGAAGAUGAUGCAUUUUCCAUUCCAUCUGAUGCUAACUGCCGCCAUCUUGGUAUUAGCAGUGACAUGAGUGCACGUAACCUGGCAGCUGAUCAAAGGUUGCGAGCACUGCUCACUACAACCAAGAUUGGUGAGGUAAACAAGAUUGGUUCAAAAUUGGCAAAGAGUUUCUGCAGAUGUUGCCAUCUGCAGAUACUCGAUCUUUCCAAAUCGAUUUUUGCAGCAUCGCUUUCAAGUUUGUUGGAUGAAGUAGGAACUCUCCAGCAUUUGACCUGUCUGAGCCUAAGCAAUACUCAUCCUUUAACCCAACUCCCAAUUUCACUAUCGAAGCUCCAAAAGCUGAAGAUUUUGGAUGUCAGUUAUUGCCAGAAUUUGAACAUGCUUCCAAGUUGUAUAGUAGCAUUUGAAAAGCUCGUGGUGUUGGAUGUCAGCAAUUGCGGUUCUCUUGAGUACCUGCCCAAAGGAUUAGGGAGGCUUUCCAACCUUGAAGUGUUAUUGGGCUUCAAGCCUGCUAUGCCAGUCGAAUGUGGAGGUUGUCGCAUUGCUGAACUGAAAAGCCUGUCAAGACUGAGAAGAGUAGAUUUAAGGCUUACUCAUGGUGAUGAGAUUGGAAAUGACGAGGUUGAUGCAUUAGUAAAUCUCCAGGAACUGCAAUUCUUAACACUGAACUUCUUUGAUAGUCAUGAUGAUGAUCUUUUUUUGAAAAUCAACAAACUUCUCCCUCCUCGACAACUGCAUGAGCUGAGUUUUAAAUUUUAUCCUGGGAAAAUAAGUCCAGAGUGGCUGAACCCCAGGUCGCUUCCUAUGUUGAGGUACCUGUCCAUUGUUUCUGGAAGCCUCGCAAAAUUGAAUGAUAGCUUCUGGGGCCUUGGAAAUAUGGUAUGGAGAAUUGAGGGCUUAAAAUUUGAAGCUUUAUCAGACUUGAAUGAGGAAUGGUCAAUGAUGCAUCAAGCCAUGCCAUCCCUGAAAAUACUGAAUGUGAGCUGGUGUCCUGAGCUAGAGUCUUUCCCAAUUGAAGAUGCUGGAUUUAGAGGAGGGGUUUGGAAGAAGGAAGAGCAAAGGAGCUAGCAAGACUUAAAAGGUGCAAUACAAGUAACAACAGUUCUUAUACAGUCCCAGCACUGAUUGAAUAAGCUCUUGCAUGUCAUCAUGGUCCUUGCCAUUGAAGUGUUGCAUUUCAUCACUUUGCUUCGGGAUUGGUUCAUAACCCAUUCCUCCAAUGUUACAAAACUCCGUGCUUCUUGGAAGGGGUGGUCGAAAUAAGCCGCGGCUGCGCCUUCCUUCGGUGGGAAAUUCUUCUCUUUUUGAGUUGGGCUCCUAAAACCGGGCUUUAACAACUCUCGCCAGUUCCCUGAGGCCCUGAUUUUGAUUUAAGGGAGUUUCUUUAUUUUUCGGCCUAGAGCUAUUCAGCCUCGUUACCUUUUUUAUCCGCAAACUAUUAUAUAUGGAUUGGGGUGUUUCAGUCCCCCCAUCUAUGCCCCAAUCUCCACCGUGAAAAUGUCCAACUAAUAGGAGAUUAUGUUUUGUUGUAGGCCCUUAUUUUUUCACAAGAUAGUCUGCUAAUUGCUUGAUAUAUUUAAAUUCCUACCACAUGAUUUAUCUAAUACUUUCUAAAAUAGGGUGGUCAACUUUCCUUGUAGUAAUUUUUUUCCCUCCCUAGGCAACAC
Messenger RNA from Coffea eugenioides, 3458 nucleotides. RefSeq names its product disease resistance RPP13-like protein 4. The transcript has 2 exons. Bases 310 to 2859 code for a protein of 849 amino acids. Lineage: Eukaryota; Viridiplantae; Streptophyta; Magnoliopsida; Gentianales; Rubiaceae. The record is from RefSeq and is a predicted model, not a curated record. Gene Ontology annotation, molecular function: ADP binding. Gene Ontology annotation, biological process: defense response to other organism.